GCCCUCAGAGUUUCGAAAUCGGCAUGAGAGGGGCCGGUACGUUGAUACCUGCCCGCUUCUUGACGCUCCUUGGCCACUUCUGUGUGCUAGUCACUUUGCUAUGGGAGAACAAUCGGAGUGUUCGUCUCUGUUUGCCCAGCCACUAUGUAGACAGUCACUUCCAGACCUAUCACAAGCGAUUGGUGGUCGGGCUUGCUGUUUCUGUUACUUUCAUUGUGAUUGAAUUCAUCACCUUCAUCCUCGGAGUCACCAUGUUCUCAUCAUCUGUUGCCCUCACCUCGAUCACAGGACAUGGUUUCGCGUCCAUCUUCCUCACGUAUUUCAUCAUGGACGGCUGGUUCUGUGAUUGGUUCUGGAUAAUCUUCUUGUUCUGUUCUGUCAUACCAUUCGUCACAGAUAUCUCAGUUGCCUUUGUUACUUUAUGUUUUAAAAAGUAUUGAUUACAGACUGAUUUGUUUACUAAUAUAUUUUUUCGCUAAUAAACUAGGUAGUUUCAAAUUGAGAAUAUUAAGUAAUUUUUUUAAAUAUAUGUACUAGUGUUUACAAAGUGUAAUCAUAUUUGUUUUGCUCCUGUAUGUUAUACAUCUAUCUUGCUAUAUCGUCUAGAUAAAUCAAAGUGCAAGUGCUUUCACAUUUACCGUUAUCCCCCCUAUUUCAACUCACAAUACUAUCUAACGAACCGCUCCGUUUUCUGUGUAGUAUUCGCAACUGACAACAAAGUCGUUUUCUUUAUAUGGCAUCAUAUAUUUGUUAUUUGAAGAAGUAAGAACAAUAUAUUUAAACGAUGAAGGUCACGGAGAUCUUCAAUAAACUAUUCGUAACCAACGAGCACCAGCACUUGACAAGUUCUAACGAGUACAAAGCGGGAUGGUCGUUUUACUUGGUCCUGGCCGGAGUGGUGACCACUCUCGGCUCCUCCCUGCCAGUCGGCUACAACAUCGGAGUCGUCAACACGCCGGCUGAGAUAUUAAAGAAUUUCUGCAAUGAAAGUUUCAUCAGCCGGUAUGACCUGCCGCUGGACAAUAGAUGGCUGAACGUGCUGUGGUCGGCCGUCGUGUCUACGUUCAUCGUGGGCGGCUGCAUCGGAUCGCUACUCGGCUCGGUGCUGGCCGACAAACUCGGCCGUAAGAAGGCGACAAUAUCAACCAAUAUCCUGUUCAUCUCCGGCGGCGUUCUGUUUGUGUCGUGUCGAGCCGCCGACUCGGUUGAGAUGAUGAUUGCCGGGAGAUUCCUGGUGGGGCUGGCGGGAGGUUUAACAACUAGUAUAGUUCCUAUGUACCUGGCGGAGCUCGCGCCUCCCUCGCUCACCGGCGCUAUGGGGGUCGCCUGCCCCAUGGGCGUCAACGUAGGGGUUCUGGUGGGGCAGGUCAUGGGGCUGGACUCUCUGCUAGGCGGUCCGGACAACUGGCCAUACCUGCUGUCGUGUUUCAUGCUGCUAGUCGUUUUUAGUUUACCCGUGCUGUGCGUAUUGCCGGAGAGUCCCAAGUACCUGUUUGUGGUGAGGAGAGAUGAGGUCGCCGCUCUCAAUGAGUUGAGUCGCGUGCGUGGUGAGAGUGUGUCUCGUGUGUCGUGCGAGCUGGAGUCUCUCAGGCUGGAGUCGUCGUCCAGGGCGGGGUCCCUCUUGGCCGCCCUGAGAGACCCGGCCCUCCGCCUGCCGCUGCUGCUGGUGUGUGCAGCACAGGCCGGACAGCAGACCAGUGGCAUUAACGCGGUGUUCUACUACUCGCAGAGUAUCUUCCGCCAGGCGGGGCUGUCCGAGCACAGUUCGCAGCUGGCGAGUAUCUCGUGUGGCGCCAUCAACGUGUGUACCGCGGUGGUGGUGUCCCGUGUGGUGAGUCACUCCGGCCGCCGUCCCCUACUACUGGGAUCCACACUUGCCGCCACUCUAUCUCUGGCAGCGCUCGGAUUCGCCAAAAUCUAUAGCGAUGCUGUAUCUUGGAUGCCGUUCGUGUGCAUGUCUGCUGUUCUCGUGUAUGUUCUGGUGUACGGCCUCGGUCUCGGUCCCAUACCGUAUUUCAUAGCUUCAGAGUUGUUCGAGGUGUCGUCUCGGUCGGCGGGCAUGUCGUGGGGUUCCCUGGCCAAUUGGGGCGGGAACUUCGUGGUGGGGAUGACCUUCCCAACCAUGCGGGACACCCUCGGCGCCUACUGCUUCCUCGUGUUCGCCGGCAUUACCGGAACACUCUUCGUUUUCCUUAAAUUAUACUUCCCGGAGACUCGAGGCAAAACGCCGGCUCAGGUGGCAGACCUGUGUAGUCGCGGGUUCAAGUCCCGGCCGGUGAGGGCGUCGCGACUUGACAUGUCUUGACAUGACCCGACACGGUCACUUGCAAAUGUCGAUGUUAUUAAGGAAACUUUUAAAAAACCUAUUCUUAUGUAUAUUUCUUACUUCAAAACAAUUUGUCAUUACUGCUGACAUGAACUUGUCAUAAAUAAUAUUUUGUCAGCCAAUUUGCGAUGUGAUAUCUGCUACGCAUAAAGUGUUUUGUAACUGCCUUAGGUUCCUUGAGAAAUUGGUAUCACGAGGGGCCUUAUGUUAGAAGCUGUCAUCACUAGGCCUCUAAUAAGACUUAGUGUUGUAUAUGAAAAAUCUUUUUUUAUUCACCAAAGUGGAGAAUGACAAGUGAAUUUUGUUUACAAAAUAUUUUAAUUAAUUAGGCCAUUUUUUGUAGUGUUUCCAACGACCAAAUUAUCUGAUUAAUUUUAAUUUGUCUAUUUUAUUGUUAUGCCACUGCUUUUUUAUCUGUGGUUAGUAUUUAUUUUAAGCUAGAGGUCGCUUUUUAUAUGAUUUGUACAAAAAAUGUAUUAAAAAUUAUCAUAAUUAUUUAAAAAUCUGUGCAAUUUAUUUAUAUAAAAUAAACCGAACCAAAAAUUAUAUAUCUUAAUGUGAGGCUUGUUGAAAUUGGUUUUUAAAUCCUCUAAAUGUUUGUAAUUUGUAUGUUUUUCUACUUAUUAUGUUUUUUGUUUGAUGUUUGCGGUUUUUAAAGUACAAGGACUAUAUGUUUGAAUUAAUUCCAGGCGUACGAGACGCUGGCUAUCAAAACGUCCUUCUAGUUUUAAGAUUAUAAUAAGAUGUCGUCUCGUCUCGGGAAAGAAAAUACCAAUUAAAUUUAUACGUGGGCCCAAGGCUAUAACUGAUAUCGUCUUAGAGUAAGCGUUUUUGAUAAUUAAAGGUGUACUUAAUAAUUUAUAGGAAGCAUUUUUGGUUUUUAAAUAUCAUAGCAUAAUUUUAAUAUGUGAGAAUAAAUAUAGUGCUAUAAUAUUA
Molecule: messenger RNA, 3262 nt
Organism: Danaus plexippus (monarch butterfly)
Lineage: Eukaryota; Metazoa; Arthropoda; Insecta; Lepidoptera; Nymphalidae
Product: solute carrier family 2, facilitated glucose transporter member 5-like
Exons: 13
Coding region: 785-2305 (506 amino acids)
Biological process (GO): monosaccharide transmembrane transport
Cellular component (GO): membrane
Molecular function (GO): hexose transmembrane transporter activity
Source: RefSeq, a predicted model, not a curated record